Molecule: messenger RNA, 4263 nt
Organism: Aureobasidium pullulans EXF-150
Lineage: Eukaryota; Fungi; Ascomycota; Dothideomycetes; Dothideales; Saccotheciaceae
Product: multidrug resistance-like protein
Exons: 1
Coding region: 175-4077 (1300 amino acids)
Biological process (GO): transmembrane transport
Cellular component (GO): membrane
Molecular function (GO): ABC-type transporter activity; ATP binding; ATP hydrolysis activity
Source: RefSeq, a predicted model, not a curated record
UCGCCAUUCUAUAGGACAUUUGUGCUUUUCGGGGCUUAAAGCUUAAGAGAGCCUCUUUCAAGGGACAGAAAAAAAACCAACAUCAGUGCGAGACGCAUCCUCAAUAUUUACUGAGGUCGAUUCUAUCUGCGUCAUCUACCGGCGCGGCCUGUCACUGGAGUUUAGUCUACUACCAUGUCCUUCGUCGAUAAUAGACGGUCAUCUGGGCCUGACCGCGCACUCUCACGGCCUUCAACGAACCUUGAAGCGGAACGUAAUAUUGAGACCACCACUUUGAACACCGCACAACCCCGGCCAUGGCAUACCGAAUUUGUCUUCAUCUCCCGAAAAUGGAUCCAUCAACUUCUUGGACACAACCCAUUCAAAAGCUCAUAUCUUGAUCUCUUCAAGCUCGUCAAUGAUCUGGAAUCUAAGGCGAUACUGUGGGCUGGGGUAUUGUUAGCGAUUGCUGCCGGCACACCGCUCCCUAUCAUAGGCUACAUCUUUGGACAAAUCAUCACCUCAUUUCCGCCUCCGGAAGACGUGCUACGCGAGCGACUCUACGAACUCGUAGGCGUCGCUUGCGGUUACUUUAUUGUCACGACUGGUUAUACGAUCGCCUGGGGGCUGACCGGAGAGAGAAUUUCACGACGCUUCCGAGUGACGCUUGUCGAGCGUCUGCUUGGUCUUGAACAGGCAUAUUUUGAUGUGAAUGAGCCGGACAUCACAAACCUGUUGACUGAGAAAAUCGAGGCAAUCCAGAUAGGAACUUCUGAGAAGGUCGGCAUCUUCAUUCAAUCGAUCAGCUACUUUGUUGCGGCCUUUGUUGUUGGAUUCAUCUUGAACGCCAAACUUACUGGAAUCUUGUUCGCGGCUGUCAUUCCACUCAUGACUUUGAUUGUUCUCCUUGGCUCUUCUAGAGUCGCCAAAUAUACUAAAGCAGCAACUCAACAUACCGAGGCUGCUGGAAGACUGGCCGAGAGCGCAAUCCAUGCGGUCAAGGUCGUGCAGGCUUUUGGAAUGGCCGACAAACUCAGCCAGGAACACUAUCGUCUCCUCAAGUUAUCUGCUGGAUUUGCAAUUCGAAAGUCCAUCUCUGCUGCACUAAUGCUAGGUCUGAUCUACUUCACGGCGUACAGUGCCAACGCGCUCGCAUUCUGGGAGGGUUCACGGUUGGCCGCAGAGUCUGGUUCAAGUAACGCUGGUACCGUUUAUGCUGUGGUGUUCUUGAUCAUUGAUGCUUCGUUCGUAGUUGGGCAAUUUGGACCUUUCUUGGGAAGCUUUGCCAGUGCCGCGGCUGCUGGAGAAAGUGUUUACGAGGUUCUGAAUCAGCCUCCUGCCGACAUCGACGUAUACUCUGCCACCGGACAAGAGGCCACGGAAGAUGACAUGAGGGCUGAGAUCAACUUCCGAGACGUCACAUUUGUGUAUCCUGCAAGAACCUCAGCUCGUGCCCUCGACGGACUCGACCUUAGCCUCAAGCCCGGAAUGAAUGCUAUAGUUGGCACAAGUGGUUGUGGUAAGAGCACGCUAGUAUCACUACUUUUGAGGUUAUACGACAUCUCCUCUGGGCAAUUGAUGAUAGGAGACCAUGACAUCAAAGAUUUCAACAUAAGAAGUCUGAGAAGAUAUACUGCACUCGUUGAUCAGGAUUCCAUUUUAUUUUCUGGAUCUGUCUUGGAAAAUAUCAGCUACGGGCUCGGCGAGCAUUCUCUUUCCAAGAAAGAAGUGUUCGAGAGAUGUACCGAAGCUGCAGAGGCUGCCAAUCUGGAUUUUGUCGAAUUUCUGCCUCAAGGAAUGCACACUAAGAUUGGAAAUGGUGGUUACACCCAGCUGUCAGGCGGCCAGACCCAGAGAAUUUGUCUGGCUAGGGCCCUCGUCAAAAGGCCCGCUCUACUCCUGCUCGAUGAGCCGACCGCGUCGUUGGAUGCCAAUAGUGAAGGCUUGAUUAUGGAUGCUGUCAAGAAAGUCGCUGCAACAGGCACAACCGUCGUCAUGGUAGCGCAUCGACUCUCUACCGUGUCCGAUUCACCGAAUAUCGUGCUCAUGGGGGCAGGAAAGGUCAUCGAGCAAGGUACUCACGAUGAGCUCAUGCGAUUGGAAGGUGCAUACAGCAAUCUCAUCUCUGCCCAGCAGCUCGAUGACACAGACGACUCAUCUAUUGAGGUAUCCCCAGCAAGCACCGACCAGGGUCUUGAGCGGAAGACAUCAAAGUCCAAUGACGCCUAUACCUCUAGCGAUUCCGAAGCCACAUCUCCAGCGCCAUCGCCGAAAGAGACAACAGCUAAGAAAGCAGGUUUUUGGAAACUCCUACUACGUUGUCUCCGCAUGGCCAAACCUGACUCUCCAAUCAUCGCAUUAGGACUCACCGCCUCUGUUGUAUCCGGUGGCAUAAUCCUCGGUGAAUCAAUCAUCUUCGGUAACCUGAUCUCGGUACUGAAUGGCUUGGACAGUCCGAACUAUCGAGAAAGGGCCGAUUUCUUUUCCCUCAUGUUCUUCAUUGUGGCAUUGAUUGCCUUUAUCUCUUACUCUCUGAACGGAUGUGCGUUCGGCAUCGUCUCUUCUCGCUUCAUUGCCAAAGUUCAGCACAUAUCUUUGGUCAGUAUCCUGCGGCAGGAUAUGCAAUGGUUCUCUGGACGCUCAGUGUCUUCGCUUAUGAGCAGUCUGAACUCAGAUGCUGGUCAGCUGGCUUGCUUGUCUGGUGUUGCCAUUGGUACCAUAUUCACAGUCUGUGUGUCGAUCAUCGGCGGCGUUGUCUUGGCCCAUGUGGUCGCUUGGAAGAUUGCCGUCGUCCUGCUGGCUGCGGUACCUGUAAUGGUGAUGGCAGGAUAUGUCAGACUGCGUGUCCUUGCUCUGGCAGAGAGCAGGCAUAGAUCAGCUUACAACGAUGCAGCAUCUAUCGCCGCCGAGGCCUGCAGAGGCAUCAGGACCAUUGCAUCUCUUGGCAGGGAACGCGGCGUGUCCAGGUCGUUCAAUGAAGCUGUAAAGGAGCCUUAUAUCAAGGGUAUCCGAUUUACCUUACUCUCGAAUACUCUGCUCGCCCUAAGUUUCAGCAUCACUUACUUUGUUUAUGCUCUUGCAUACUGGUGGGGUGCUCGACAAGUAAGAAAUGGUACUUAUGACCAACUGGACUUUUUCAUCGUUCUUCCAGCUCUUCUCUUUUCCGCGCAAAGUGCCGGACAGAUUUUCAGUCUGUCGCCAGAAAUGUCACGGGCUGGACUGGCUGCUCGUAACGUGUUCGGACUCCACGACCAGAUGCCUUCGAUUCUAGACAGCGACAUCAAGCAGCCUGGAAUGGCCCUUACCCUGGACGAUACCACUGCGACCGAUGCUGAGAAGCCAGAUCCUGCUUCUGGUGGUUGGAUUGAGUUCAAAGACGUCAGUCUAUGCUACCCGUCCAAGCCACAACAUCCAGCAGUAAAGAAUGUCAGUCUCUCCAUCAAGCCUGGAGAGUUUGUAGCAUUUGUUGGUCCAAGUGGUGCAGGAAAAUCAACCGUCCUGACCCUUCUACAACGCUUUUACGACCCUACGACUGGUAGCGUUCAACUAGACGGCCAAGACAUCCGCGAAGUUGCCGUGUCAAAACACAGAAGCCGUCUAGGACUGGUACCACAAGAGCCUGACCUUUUCCCUGGAUCGAUCUCCUACAAUAUUGGCUUAGGCGCAGCACCAGGUCAGGAAGUCACGCAAGCGAAUAUUGAGGACAUCUGUGCUAAGUGCGGAAUCCAUGAAUUCGUCAUGAGUUUGCCCGAAGGAUACAGCACAGAGUGCGGUAUCAAUGGUUCGAAGCUAUCAGGUGGCCAAAAGCAACGUGUCGCUGUCGCCAGAGCAUUGAUCAGGUCACCGGAAGUACUCUUGCUCGACGAGUAUACCUCUGCUUUGGAUGCACACUCUGAACAACAAAUAAAGGAAGCUGUCGAUGGAGCCAGUGUAGGAAGAACUACCAUUGUGGUGGCACACAGACUGUCUACCGUGCAGAAUGCCGAUAGGAUCUUCGUCUUCGACAAUGGCCGCAUUCUGGAAGUUGGAAGUCAUGCUGAGCUUAUUGCUCAAGGCGGUCUGUAUGCAGGUAUGGUGAAGGCGCAGACACUUGCAUAGACACAGGCAUUGUCAGUUGCUGCACACUUUCUGAUUCCAUUUAUUUUACUAGCGAGGAGUUUUGGGAGGAUCAAAAAGGUGUUCUGUAUUAGGCAGGUACUAUCCGGAGCACAGAGAACUCGUACAUUGUAUAUCAAUCAAAAUCGAGGUUAACACGUGGAAUCGCUGAGCUGAGAGUUAUAUCAG